GCUCGACCGGCUCGGGGCGCACCGAGCACAUAGGCGUGCGCGGAGCACGUGGCACCGCUGGUUGCAGUAACUGAGGCCACCCAAUUGUUCAUCGGACAGCGCGCGCUGCGUCGCGACGCGCCGGACGGACAGAGCACACGAAACGGCGGCUAGCGCUUUUGGUCGCAGCGGUGCGUACCGGUGGCUCGACAUGGCUCACAGCCCGCUGAAAGAAGGCGACCGGCUGCUCUACAAUGGCUCCGAGCCCGAGUGGCAGGGCGCGAGGGGCGAGAUCGAAGAAAUUGAUACCGUCGGGGGACGACCCGUCGUCUCGGCGCGCUGGUCUUUGGCCAGGGACGACGACGACAGCGACGAUGAUCAGGGCGGUGUCCUGGCGCGCACCGCGGCCGUCCGCGGGUCGCGGGCGCCGCGGCGGACAUGCCGUGCAGCGGCGCGCCCCGUCUCAGUUGAUACCACGGAGGACCACUACUCCGUCCUGAGCGCCGCGGACGCGAGGAUUUACCGCCAGGCGUGGCUCGACGCGAACCCACGGAACGAGCUGGCACCCACGCGGUUCGCCGUCGGCGACAGAGUUCGGGGGAUAUGGGACGGGGAGUGGUGCGGCGCCACCGUCGACGAGGUCAUCACCGAUGGUCGUGGCGGUCUCGCCUACAUGGUAGAUUGGGACGACGGCGGCGGGGUCAACCAGCUCUCCGCAGCCGACGUCCGGCUGGCGGCGGACGCCGAAAGCUCUUCGGAGGAGGACGAGGAGGAGGAGGAGGAGUCGAGCUCUUCGGAGGAGGAGGAGGAGGACGUGCAGGACGCCGCCGAAGAUUUAGACGAGGCCGUCGGCGCCGCCGACGACGACGAGAGCUCCUCGAGCAGCGACGAGGACGAGGGGCUGAACCAGGCGUCGAACCUGCCGCCGCCGCCGACCGCGGUGUCAAGAUCGGAGACACCGGAGGCCGCCGUUGUCGAGGACGACUGGGACGAAGAAUCCGACGAAGAAGAUGACCGCCGCGUGGCCAACCUGUCGUCGCAAGUGGUCGACCCGUCGCAGCACACGUCGCAGCACGCGUCGCAGGAUUCACGGCUGUCUCUCCAAGGAGCCGCCGCCGUUGAUGGCAGCGGCGCCAUCGACGCCGCUGCGAUGCGGGCGCGGAUUCUGGCGGCACGGCCGGAAAGUAUAGUACCGCCCGCAUCUGCGACGUCGGCGCCGAAGCUACGCAUUGUCCAUAGCCGCCAUGGAGAGUGGUGGGGUCAUGCGGGGAAGCUGAGAAUCCCCGGAUCGGACGAGCUACGGACGACGCUCCACGAGCUCGGCGGCGAAUCGUCCUGGCUCGGUGAUAAGCGCAAGUACUGCGACAUCGACCUCAAGAGGCUGAACGCCGAAGGCUACGACAUCAUACUGGUAGAUAGAGGUGCAAGCAUUGCGUACCAACGCCAAUUCAAGGACACGAAGCAAGACUUCGCGCGAACGGAGCUAGAGCGCAAGUACGGGCACACCGUCGUCCGCAAGCCGUGCGUCGUCGCCUAUAGCACCGACAACGGUGUACCGCUCGACACGUAUGAAGUCGUGGCCGUCGUCGCGAUCAACACGGCGACCACGCGCGCGGCGUGGACCCCUGCUGCCGUCGACCAGGUCGAGGUGUUGUUGGAUACGAUGGAGCGCCAUCAUAAUCCAGCGAAGCGCGGCUCGAACACCCGGAGGGGCAAAAUGUUCAUGGCCGGCGCGCUCGUGAGGCGCUGGACCGCGGAAGAGCUAAAGAAGCGCAAGAAGCGCGGCAGCGGGCGGAUCGACACUUACAGAAUUAACCGCGCCGCCGCCGCGGAGGCUAAUUAUGACGGCUACAUUUCCCCGCUGGAAACGGUCCUGACGAUCAUGGCCGCACUCGAGGCUGCGGUUUCCCCGCGCCUCCAUCGGGCGCGCCUGGCCGUCUCCGCGGCGAUCAACGCGCCGGCGAUCGUCGGUGGCUUCCCGCGGGAGAUCGGGCCGUCCGUGACGCUGGCGUUGUCCCAGGGCUACGUUUCGUCGCAGCACCUGGACAGCUCGGGCAAGUGGGCCUGGGAGUCGAUCGCCUGGCCGCCGUGUCGCCGGGCGCCCUCGGACUGGACGUUCGCGAUCCCCGGCGCGGGCCUACUGGUCGACCUGUCGGGCCCGGGCGGCGUCUACGUCACGUUGAAUGCGUCUCGGACCGUCCACGGCACACUGCGGAGCGAGAUCUCCCCGGACCACGACGGCAUAGGCAUCGCGGAUAUUUUGAAGCACGACAUGCUCUCGCGGAACGUGGUCGACGCCUUCGAGGGGGGCUGCAAAAAGCGCCCGGCGCUCGGGGCGCACAACUAAGAAAUCGAAUUA
Pelagomonas calceolata is the source of this 2338-nucleotide messenger RNA. NCBI's taxonomy places the organism in Eukaryota, Pelagophyceae, Pelagomonadales, Pelagomonadaceae. The record is from the annotation of a GenBank genome assembly.